This is a messenger RNA of Theileria parva strain Muguga, 711 nucleotides long. RefSeq names its product putative methyltransferase family protein. Bases 1 to 711 code for a protein of 236 amino acids. The record is from RefSeq and is a predicted model, not a curated record. The transcript is spliced from 7 exons. Lineage: Eukaryota; Apicomplexa; Aconoidasida; Piroplasmida; Theileriidae. Gene Ontology annotation, molecular function: methyltransferase activity. Gene Ontology annotation, cellular component: nucleolus.
AUGGGAAAAAAGGGUAAAAGAGUGAGAAGAAUGGGAAAGAGGGGAUUGGAGGAGAUAAGGAGUAGGUUGUCUGGGAGUAGAUUCCGUUGUAUAAAUGAGAAGUUAUACAAGUGUAAGAGUGACAUUAGCUUUACAAUGUUCAACAGUGACCCCAAGCUAUACUCUGCGUACCACGAAGGAUAUCGAAAUCAAGUGCUAACUUGGCCUUACAACCCCGUAGAUAAAGUAAUUCAAUGGCUCAAACAACGUCAAGAACUUGUUAAUAUCGGCGAUUUCGGAUGCGGUGACGCACUUAUCGCUAAAACUUUCACAAAGAAAGUGUAUUCGUAUGAUUUGGUGGCUACAAAUGAGCAUGUGACUGCGUGUAAUAUUAAAAGGGUCCCACUGGAGACUGGAGUGUUAGACGUUGUAAUAUUCUGUCUCAGCCUCAUGGGCACUGACUGGCCCUUAUUCAUCCUCGAAGCCACAAGAACCACCAAAAUUAAGGGAAGAUUGAAGAUAGUUGAGGUUACAAGUCGCAUAUCAAACCCUAAAGAAUUCAUUAACUUCAUUACUUCUUUCGGUUACGCAUUACACAGUUCCAAUCACAACACUACCGGUGACUAUUUUGUGUGGUUUGAGUUUGUGUUGGAGGAUAGGAAGGAGAUAAAAGAGGACAAGUUACUGCAGUAUAAUCACUUGCUAACACCGUGCCUAUACAAACAACGCUAA